Messenger RNA from Alternaria postmessia, 1350 nucleotides. RefSeq lists its product as uncharacterized. Bases 1 to 1350 code for a protein of 449 amino acids. The record is from RefSeq and is a predicted model, not a curated record. The transcript has 2 exons. Lineage: Eukaryota; Fungi; Ascomycota; Dothideomycetes; Pleosporales; Pleosporaceae.
AUGACCACCGUUGUCGCCAAUCCCCCGGCCCCUGCCCAGCAUGCGGCACCGGCGUCGGCAGACGGAGUAGGCUCCUCGAGGACAUAUGCUCCCAUUGCGCCCUCUACUCUCUCUCCCCACCAAGUGACGCCCAACUCUCGCUCUAAGCUGCCACCAAGAGAAGAUGCUUCACCUACCUCCUCCAGCCCAGGUGCACAGCACAGAGCCGAGACAAAGCCCUCACCUCUUUCGUCUCGUGGCCCUGUCCCUAAAGUCGUAGUCAAGAAGGAGCCCACAUCGCCAGACAUGCCCACCACCACCAGGCAUCGGCCCCAGCGCCUAAACCUCGCCAACCACAACAUUGUCCACUCGUCGGGUGCCCUCACGGCACGACCCUCGGGCCAAGGCAGUGCUCACCUAGGCCUCCACGAUGUUGGCAUGGCCUGCCUCUCACCUGGCUUCCACACCCAGGACCCCGGCAUGCGCGAGCAGCUGCAAAGAAGCUUGGAUGUAAGAGAACGCCAAAGGCAGAUCAUCGAGGCGCGCCAGAAGGGCGGCAAGAGCGGACCAUCCGAGACAGAAGACACACGGGGCACAGAGAUUGGUGCUUUUGGACGGACAAUCAAGACACCUCAAACCUCUCGCCGGAAGGGCCCACCGCCCGGUCUUUCUAUUGCGCCUCCUUCACAUUCGUCCUUCUCCAACGACCGUGUAAUCCAGUCAGCGCCCAUCAACCAAACCUUUACUGGUCUGCGCGGCAAUGCACCACCCUCACGACAGCUGGCCAACGGCCCGUCAAACCUGUCGCAAUCAUCACACAUCCACCAUGUACCGGCACAGCAAACCAACAACCGGUUACCCCCCAUCUCAGACGUCUUCCCAGAGCCUCUUGGAACAGCGCGGAACCCCUACCAUCAGAACAGCCCAGGACACUCAUCGCAUUCGAAUGUCCAGCCCCCAAUGCCAUCACCGAGCUUCCCGCCCCCACAAUUUACACAGCCGCCCCCAACAUCAAGACCCCGAGAAUACAAGUCCGCCGAGGAGGCUGUUCAACAACUAUCCGGGGGUCGCGAGGAUCUUCUGCCCCGUCUGGUCCAUUACGGUGGUCACCAACCUCCAACACCCCCCUCGCCAAUGCCCAAGAAUGGAUCAUCAGCAUAUGCAUCCAGGCCUGAUCUGCACCGAAGUGGCAGCUCUCGGAGACGCGGACGCGACGAAUACGAACAAGACAACGGUACCCCGCCGCUCGGUCGCCAACAACCACGCCUCGGUCCCUUUGGCGCCGGCCGUGACUCACCAGAAACUCAACUGAAAAAGAAGGAAGAAUUCAUUGGACUGUGUGCAAGAGCUUGGGAUCUGUUUCACUCAUGA